UUUAAGUAGUCACCAUCUGGCUUUGUAGGACUGAUGUGCAUUAUUGAGAAAUAACAUGGACUUCUUAACAUGGACUUCUUAAAUGGACAUCUGAUAUGCACAGACAGGAUGGUGGCGCUUCAUAGCAAAACGAGUCACAAAUAACUACUGAAGAUAUCUGAUGAUGUUAUAUUCUAAGGUUCAGAAAGGGUCAUGGUGUCUGCCAAAACUUCAUUCUCCAGUAACUGACAUGUAUAACCUCAACUUUCUGAGCAAUAGUCAUCACUUUUCUGCCUACAAAGCUAUAUGGUGAAAUGAGAAGACAAUGAUAACAAGAAGAGCAGGAUCUAGAAACCUCCACCUAGCUGUGUACUCCAUUACUCUGAUCACCGGCUGCCCCACCAACCUCCUUGCCUUUUAUGCAUUUUACCAGAAGCUCAGAGGGAAAGCAAAUCCCAGCAUCAUCUUCCUCAUCAACCUGACAGUUUCAGAUCUAGCGUUUCUGGCGUUCCUCCCUUUCAAGCUUGUAGAUGCCUCAUUUGAAGAAUGGAAACUCCCUGCAUUUCUUUGUCCACUGAGUGGAUUCUUCUACUACAGUACAAUCUACUGCAGUACCUUGUUUCUGACUGCUGUAAGUGUAGAGAGGUACCUUGGGGUUGCCUUUCCCAUCCAGUACAAAAUGUACAGGAAACCUGUUUAUGCAGUGACGGUCAGCAUUUUCCUAUGGAUCUGUGCAUUUGCACACAGCAGUAUUGUUUACGUGACAGAAUAUCAUAGGGGUGAGAAUUCCAGCAACUUUGUUGUCUGCUAUGACAACUUCACAGAUGAACAGCUGGAGAUUCUUCUGCCAUUCCGACUGGAACUAGGUAUUGUGUUAUACUGCAUCCCAUCUCUUAUCACCUGCUUCUGUUAUGGCAGCUUCAUUAAAAUCUUAAUCUCUACUGAAAACAUUGGAAAAGAGAAGAAACACAGAGCCAUUGGACUUGUUCUGGCGACACUAACAGUCUUCAUUGUUUGUUUCACACCUUACAAUGUCUCUCAUAUUGUUGGAUUCAUCCAGAAGAGCAGUCCAACAUGGAGAUCUGAGGCUUUGCUGCUGAGUACAUUUAAUGCCAGUUUGGACCCCAUCAUUUUUUACUUUUCUUCAUCUGCUGUGCAGAAAUCCAUUAAGCGCUGUCUGCAUGGGAUAGCUAGUGUAUUGUGUGCUAGGAGACCUCUGCAAAUGCUCUCAAAGCUACUCAGCAAGAGAAGGGACAUAAUAACCAAUCAGAGUGCUAACAACAGUCAGAUGCAAUGUUCAAGGUUAUGAAAAAAUAGAGUGUGUGACUAACACUUAUCCAAGGACUUCAAGAGGCCAUCCAUUAGGCAUGUAACAUUUUCUCUGGUGAUUUUUUCUGAACACUGCUUGAAACCACUAGGAGAUGGCUUACCUUUCUGAACCAUAGGCAUCCUUAUAACACUACAUCUACUAAUGUACAAGAGGCAGUAGCUCAACCAAUGUACUGAACACUUUUAGUCAGUAAGGACUUGACUGUAGGACUUUGUUAAUCAUGUCUGCCAUUUUGUAGCUUGGACUAACACACUGGAUGCUCAUCACAAUAUUAAAAUAGCACAAUGUCUCAGUGUGAUGAGAUUUUCACUAUAGUAUUGAACUGCUAUGAAUGAUCCUUUCAGUGUUGUUAUGCAUUAUCAAUAAGCCAUAAAUGGCUGAUGGUUACUGAGGAUUUACCUACACCUCAGGAAGUCUUAUGUAGUUUUAAUCACCCACAAUUCACAUCCUGAAAUGGGUUAUUGUAAUUACCUUAGAGACAUAUUUCUUAAAAUGCAUUUUAUGAAUGAUGUUUUAAGCUGUGUAGCUAUUAUGUGAUAUAUUUAGGUGCUGAACAAGUCCUGACCAAAUGACUUAAAGGAUUUCACAAUCCCAUUAUAUAAAAUGAUUCAUCUUUACAUUAUAGAAAUUCUAGGACUAAAAGAUUACAGAACUAUAUAAAAUGUGUUUGAGAAUCAAGGAAAGCAUUGCAAUGACACAGAACCAGUGCUGGAUGACAAUCCCUAUAAAUGACUGUACUAAAAGUAUUGGUUGUACAUAUCUAUGAGCAUGAGACUAAAAGCAAAGCAUUUAUGGCCUGGAUGAAUGCAGCUCAGAUGGUUAUUACUACUGGUUUUGUCUGAAGACCUUAUGAGAACAUGUGUAAUCAGAAUGACAAAAUGUUACCAGUUUUUAGUACUUUCAGAAGAAAUUUGAUCAUUGAUAUGUAACUUCUCUCCAUUGGUUAUUAACUUUUUAUGAAAAAACUGGAAAGGAGUUUAGGACCAAAAGCAACAUGACAAUUGUAGGUCAAUUCUAAUCAUGCCAAACUAUAUUAACUGUUUUUUGUCUUGAAAGCAUAUUCCAGACCUCAAGUAGGAUGGACACUUUCUUUUGAUUGCAGUUAUUUAUUUAUUACAAAUAAUGAUGCACUAAAUGACACUUUCAAAAUAACGUACAAUUUACUAAUGCAACAGGGUAUUUAUAAAGCUGUUACGUGUUCUCAACCCUUAUACAAUGCAUCAUCAUUGAUUUUUACCAUAUACCUAUAAAUAAAAUAAAAUACAAAAAUAGUUUAAAAGCUGUAUGGAAAAGGGACUUGGCAUUAUACAUCACAGAUGCAGCUGCUCUUAUAAAGUUUCAGCUAUAGCAUGUUACUUGAAAUAUUCUGCAUAUUGACAUAUCAAUGGGAAAACUACAUUGGACAAAGCUACUUUUAUCAGCAGCUUCACAGUAACUACUAUUUUACUACAUACAUUUUCUCCUAGUGUACUAAAACAUAUGCUAUUUUAUUGGAAGUUAGGUUGCUUACUAGCAUUUAUGCUAUGUGACACUUAUGUACUAUACUGGGUAUUGUGUAAUAUACUUUAGUAUGCUUGCUUCAGAGUCCAGACUUUUGGUAUUACUUUUUCAUUGUAUAUAGUCACUAUCAAAGCACAACAUCAGGACCAAAUAUGGUCAAAACAGUAAUUAUGUUUUAAGCUAAAAUGUAAAAUAUUUCAUUUAACAAAAUAAAUAAUAAAUGACAAAUGUAAAACAA
Messenger RNA from Protopterus annectens (West African lungfish), 3047 nucleotides. Its product is annotated as free fatty acid receptor 2-like. Gene Ontology annotation, biological process: G protein-coupled receptor signaling pathway; cellular response to fatty acid. Gene Ontology annotation, molecular function: G protein-coupled receptor activity. The record is from RefSeq and is a predicted model, not a curated record. Gene Ontology annotation, cellular component: plasma membrane. The transcript has 3 exons. Lineage: Eukaryota; Metazoa; Chordata; Ceratodontiformes; Protopteridae. Bases 305 to 1288 code for a protein of 327 amino acids.